AUGUCGGCACCCAACAUCCUCAACGCCAUUUCUCGGUGGGCUGUACCGGUCUUCAUUGCCGCAUCUUUCGGCCAGGCGGCGAUCUAUGAUGUGAAGGGCGGAACAAGAGCGGUCAUCUUCGACAGAUUGUCUGGUGUCCAAGAGAAAGUCGUCAAUGAAGGCACACACUUCCUGAUCCCGUGGUUGCAAAAGGCCAUCAUCUACGAUGUACGAACGAAGCCGAGAAACAUCAGCACGACGACUGGAAGCAAGGAUCUGCAGAUGGUCAGUCUGACGCUGAGAGUUCUGCAUAGACCCGAGGUGCAGAGAUUACCCAAGAUCUACCAGUCGCUCGGUCAAGAUUAUGACGAAAGAGUCCUUCCCUCGAUCGGAAACGAAGUCCUGAAAGCCAUCGUGGCGCAAUUCGAUGCCGCAGAGCUCAUCACACAGAGAGAAGCCGUCUCGAAUAGAAUCCGAACCGACCUGUUGCGCCGAGCGCAGGAAUUCAACAUUGCGCUUGAAGACGUCUCCAUCACCCACAUGACCUUUGGUCGAGAGUUCACCCGGGCCGUCGAACAGAAGCAGAUCGCACAGCAAGACGCCGAACGAGCACGAUUCAUCGUCGAGAAGGCCGAACAAGAGCGACAGGCCAACGUCAUCCGCGCCGAAGGAGAAGCCGAGUCUGCGGACAUUAUCAGCAAGGCUGUGGCCAAGGCAGGCGACGGUCUCAUCCAGAUCCGACGAAUCGAAGCCAGCAAGGACAUUGCACAGACGCUGGCGUCGAACCCCAACGUGACGUACCUUCCAGGUGGCGGCGAAGGCGAAGGUGGAAGCAGCAAGGGCACCGGUCUUUUGCUCGGGCUGAGGACCUAG
Exophiala spinifera is the source of this 852-nucleotide messenger RNA. Its product is annotated as prohibitin-1. The coding region runs from base 1 to 852 and encodes 283 amino acids. The transcript is spliced from 2 exons. The record is from RefSeq and is a predicted model, not a curated record. Lineage: Eukaryota; Fungi; Ascomycota; Eurotiomycetes; Chaetothyriales; Herpotrichiellaceae. Gene Ontology annotation, biological process: mitochondrion organization. Gene Ontology annotation, cellular component: mitochondrion; membrane.